GUCAGCUACUCUCAUCUCUACCAAGUCAUCCACCCAGCAAAACCCCCUCGUCCCGCUCGUCACGCAGCCUUGGCCGCCGACACUUCCAUCACUUGAUCCUCCCUCAUUCACUCUCGAUACACCCUCAACCUUACACUCGCGCCCCAAAACAUGUCAGCUACAAAAAAUCAGGCCGUAGUGGCCCAAGUCCACGACACAUCAGACAAGUUCCUCAACACAAACUCCCCAGAAUGGGCGGCCAUGUCGGAGGAAAACCGUAAGCUUGCAGCACUCGGCUACAAGCCAGUCUUCAAGCGAGAAUUUUCCGCCCUUUCGACUUUUUCCUUUGCCUUCUCCAUCUCCGGCUUGUUUGCUACCAUCACGACCACGUAUUCCUAUGGCCUGUAUGCCGGCGGUGCACCCUCUGCAGUUUGGUGUUGGCUUGUUGCCGGCGCUGGCUGCAUGUGCAUUGCCCUCUCUGUCGCCGAGCUCGUUUCUGCUUACCCUACUUCCGGUGGUCUCUACUUUACCAUGAAGUACCUUGUACCCAAGAACCAAGUGCCCAUCGCCUCUUGGAUGUGCGGUUGGCUCAACUUGCUCGGUCAGGUGGCCGGUGUUGCAUCGACUGACUAUGGAUGUGCACAACUUUUGCUCGCUGCGGUGUCCAUGGGCAGUGACUUUAGCUAUACGCCCACACCUGACCACACUGUUGCGGUGAUGGUUGGUAUUGUCGCAUUCCACGGUGCAGUCAAUACCCUCUCCACCCGCUGGCUCGAUCGCAUCACCAAGUUCUAUGCCAUCUUCCAUCUCGCCGUCUUGUUUUCUUGCUCAGUGGCGCUUUUGGUGUUGCAAAAGAAUAAAACAUCAGCUCGCGCAGUCUUUGUCGACAUUGUGCCAGCAUCUGGCUGGAACAACAAGGGAUGGUCAUUCCUUUUCGGCUUCCUCUCCGUCGCCUGGUGCAUGACCGACUACGACGCUACUGCUCACAUUGCCGAGGAGAUUGAGAAUGCUGCUAUUCGUGCACCUCAGGCUAUUGCGUCUGCGCUCGGUCUUACGUAUGGUUUGGGUUUCCUUUUCAACAUUGUCCUUGCAUUCACCAUGGGCGAUGUCACGGAGAUUCUUGCAUCACCGAUCGCUCAGCCCGUUGCUCAGAUCUUCUACAAUGUCAUGGGCAAGUCUGGUGGUAUUACGUUUACAGUGUUUGCCUUCAUCAUCCUCAACUUUACGGGUAUCACCGCCUUACAGGCCAAUGCACGUACCAUCUGGGCUUUGUCUCGUGAUGAGAUGCUCCCAGGUUCCAGGUUUUGGUACAAGAUUUCCUCCGUUACCGGUACACCCAUCAUUGCCGUCUGGCUCAAUGUCGCCUUUUGCUGUUGCAUCAACCUCAUUGGUUUGGGAUCCUACACUGCCAUCGCUGCCAUCUUCAACGUCACAGCCAUCGCACUCGACAUGUCUUACUGCAUCCCGAUUGUCUCCAAGCUGCUGUACACCAAGAAGCUCAAUGCUCAGGGUCAAGGCUAUAGGCCUGGUCCUUGGAACCUCGGUAAAUGGUCUCCGUAUGUCAACGCAUACGGUGUGGCUUGGGUCUUUGGUGUCACGACCAUCUUCUUGUUCCCAGUCAGUAUGCCAGUUACGCCGGAGAAUAUGAAUUACGCUGUCGUCUUGUUGGUUGGUAUUGCCUUGUUUGCCGCUAUUUACUGGUUGUUGGGCGCCAAGAACUACUACACUGGUCCUCGUACGAGUGAAGAAAGUGACAUGCAUGCCUAUGCUGCUCAGAUCGAGGCUGAGGAGUCUACCAAGAAGCCAUAGAUUGGACGGCUAACUUUCUCAGGUUGGGUGUGUAUCCUUUGCUAUAAUUUGGUUCAGAUCAGAAACAGUAGUGUAUUGGUUGAAUACUAUAUCGCGUGCCGGUCGCUCAUCUGUGAUUUCCUGAUCUGUGCAAUUGGCGGAGUCUGACGUAGA
Molecule: messenger RNA, 1941 nt
Organism: Protomyces lactucae-debilis
Lineage: Eukaryota; Fungi; Ascomycota; Taphrinomycetes; Taphrinales; Protomycetaceae
Exons: 1
Coding region: 241-1788 (515 amino acids)
Biological process (GO): transmembrane transport; amino acid transport
Cellular component (GO): membrane
Molecular function (GO): transmembrane transporter activity
Source: RefSeq, a predicted model, not a curated record